This is a messenger RNA of Hypomesus transpacificus, 2832 nucleotides long. RefSeq names its product E3 SUMO-protein ligase ZBED1. Gene Ontology annotation, molecular function: protein dimerization activity. Bases 105 to 1631 code for a protein of 508 amino acids. The transcript has 4 exons. Lineage: Eukaryota; Metazoa; Chordata; Actinopteri; Osmeriformes; Osmeridae. The record is from RefSeq and is a predicted model, not a curated record.
AUCCAUAUUUAAAUAACCCGACACCAGCCGAUUGUCCCACACAGAUCAAGUAGAUUCUUGUCGGCUGAAGACCUACAUUUUGGAAGUGUGCAUAGUGUUGGAAGAUGCCUUAUCCAGGACGCAGAGGAGGGAGGAUAGGUCAUAUCCAGUUCCCGCGUAGUGAAGAACUAGCGUUGGGAGAAAGAAGACAAAGAGUGAGGAAUAUGAGAUACCAAUGUACGACAGACCAUCAGGAAAGGAGCCAUCGAGAUGGCAGUCCAGACAUUUGCACAACCAUGAGACACCUGUUGCACCUGUUUGUUGCCCACCUGGAGCCUUUGGACACAGCCGAAGCUGUUGUGCAGGCUCUGAAGCCAAAUCUCCGUCCAAACGAAUUUUGUGAGCAACUUCACAGCAUCUAUAAUGAGACAAAAACCAGGUUAAAGCAAGCCCUGGGCUCUGCACAUGAAAUGGUCCUGACAGUUGAGUUGUGGUCCUACAGAACAGAAGAGCCCUACCUCACAGUAGCAUGUCACUUCGUCGACAGACUCGGGUAUCACAAGUCUCAUACACUUGAAACCACCAGAUGUGUUGAUGACCCCACAGCAGUCAACAUAGUACAGCAGCUUCUAAGCAUUGCAGACGUCUGGGGUAUAAAAGAGAAGAUCCAUACAUUGAUAACAGCUCAAAUGCCAAACAUGAAGGAGGCUCUUGCCAACACAAGCUGGACACACAUGCCCUGUUUUGCCCACACGUUGGACCUGGCAAUCAAAGAAGCCAUGAAGGGUGAGUCUGCUCACGUCCUGCUGAAAAAGUGUCGAAAAGUCGUCAGGUUCUUCCAAAGUGGCACUGAAGCUGAGAAGAAGCUAAGAGAGCUGCAGUCCCAGUUGAGGUUCUCGCAAAAGGAACUGGUUCAGCCCAUUGAUGAUGGAUGGCUCUGUUCAUUGAUCAUGUUAGAACGACUUGACGACCAGUAUCAGGCUAUGCCCAUAGUGCUAACUCAGAGAUCUAAGAAGGACAUGUGUCUGAACGAACAGGAACUGAAAGAAGUCAAGAACAUGGUGUUGGCUCUUCAGACAUUCAGAGACGCCACGUCCAUGAUGAAAAGCAAGGGAUUUGAGACCAUUUCCAUCGUUAUUCCACUCCUCAAAAAACUGAUGGGUAAUCUUGGAAAACAAAAAGGAAUGCUUUCAUCCGGGCUACUUGCACAAUGCAAAAAACAUUUUGGCAAUCCAAACAAACACAAAUUGUCACUCACAGCUGCCCUGGACCCAAGAUUUAAGAACAUGAUACUCAGUGAUGGUGAUGUUAAUAGUUUAAAUGAAACGCUAAUCAAAGAGCAACAAGCAAAUGCUAGAUCACGACAGAUGUCAUCAUCAGUCCUCAACUUUGAAGAAUCUUUGACGAUGUACCUCAACCAUGAUUCAAUUCCAGAGGGAGGGGACCCCCUAGCAUGGUGGAGGAUGACAGGCUCCAAGAUAUUCAAAGAUCUGAGCAAGAUUGCUGUCAGAAAACUAGGUGUCGUUUCCACAGCCAUCCCCUUGGAGCGUGCAUUUGAGAAAGAUGAGAUGUUCCGCAACAGAAGGAAAUGUCUGGCGCGGGAAAACCUCGACAUGAUACUGUUUCUGAACAGCAACUGGCUUGAGAUUUAGACAAAUAUUCAGCUGUUGAUACAACUGCAUGUGAAAAUAAACCUGAAAUCUCCGAUUCAAACACAGACUGUGAAUUUUGAAGUCAAACUUUGUCUGGUCCAGAUUGAAGACUUUACUGUUUGCUGUGCCUUUAAGUGAACAAGAUUCAAGGGUAUCAACCAAUUUCUGAAUCUCACUCCAGCAUUUAAUUUCUUAAACUGCACUGCAACCUUUUUUAUUACAACCGUUUUUAACGUUUUAUUGAAUGAUUUUUUUUUCGCAUUAUGUUUUGAUGUUUUUUAAUGGUUGCAUGUGAAGCACUUGGAAUUGCCUUGUUGUUGAAAUGUGCUAUACAAAAAACUCGCCUUGCUUUGCCUUGGUAAGGCUGUGUAAAUGUUUUAUUCUAAAGUAAUCCAAGAGUGCCACCCGGUGGAGAAAAAAAAACACUCAUUCUGUGUGUGUGUAUAUAUAUUUGUUACAUAUUCAUAUUCAUUAUUAUACACUGUCUUACAUAACGCUGUUUCUCUUUCAAAAUGUUUGUUUCAAGUGCAUUACUGUAAUUGUACAUAGCGGGACAAGUUAUCCCCUUAGCCUAGAUCUCAGCAUUUACUUGUGUGUUGUGUAAGUUGUUGGGGGUACAUAAGGGUUUGGUGGUGGUUGUGUCUGAGUGAGAAAAUAAUUCAUGUGUUUUGAACAUUUUUGAUAUGGAUAUGAACAUUGUGAAUGAACAGUGUUUUAAAACUAAUUAUUCCAUAUUGUGAGUUAACCUUUGGUAACUGUUACCACUGCCUCACGCUUUGUGCUACAUCACAACAAAAGCAUUUUGGGAGGGGAUUUUGUACUGCUAUCAAAUGUAAACAUUAUAUCUGUUGAGGAUCAUACCCUUAACCUUGUCUUUUGACACUGCUUCUAAUUGCAUUAGCUUUUAAUAAUCUAAUUAAUAAUAAUCUAUUCUAAUUAAUCUAAUUUUAAUAAUCUAAUCAUUUUGCUAAUCUCUUCAUAAUCAUUUGUCUGUCUGUGUGCAAGUUUUGUAUUGGGAUUUUAAGGUUUAGAGUGUAUAUAUAUAUGGUGUGGAGAUUAGAUGCUUUAAGUUCAUAAAACUGCCUCAACUGCUGCAGCCGCAAGCCUUCACUAUUUCCCAAGAAAUUGUACCCUCUCAGUUUUUGCAUGUUAACACUUUUUGUAUACCUUGUUGUAAACAAUAAAGAGACUUCUUAGAAUG